This is a messenger RNA of Cannabis sativa, 522 nucleotides long. RefSeq lists its product as uncharacterized. NCBI's taxonomy places the organism in Eukaryota, Viridiplantae, Streptophyta, Magnoliopsida, Rosales, Cannabaceae. The transcript is spliced from 2 exons. The record is from RefSeq and is a predicted model, not a curated record. Bases 1 to 522 code for a protein of 173 amino acids.
AUGGGACUCCAGCUCAAUGAUCUAACCCCAUGUCUCCAGCCUGUCUAUGGUUUCUCUGGUCAAAGAGUCGCACCUCUAGGACAAAUUCAUUUACCCUUAACUGUUGGACAAGCUCCGACAAGCAUGACUAUCAUGGCACACCUCCUGAUAUUAGAUGUUCCUUCAGCUUUCAAUGUAAUGCUAGGCCGGCCGGCCUGGUAUGACUUAAAGGUUGUCACAUUAAUAUUCCACUCGUGCUUGAAGUUUCUAGCAAAGAAUGGGGUAGGGUGUCUUAGAGGAAACCAGCAGUCUGCUCGGAAAUAUAUGGUUGGAAUUGAUCCUUCCAUCAUUUCACAUGUUCUGAAUAUUGACCCAAACUUCCGGCCAGUACAACAAAAGCAAAGGCUACUGGACAAAGAACGAGCAUUAGCCCUAAAGGAAGAAGUAGAAAAGCUACGCAACAACAAUUUUAUAAUUGAAGCUUUCUACCCAGCUUGGGUCGCAAAUCCCAUAUUGGUGCCCAAGCCAAAAAAGAAAUGGUGA